AUGGAUUCCGUCAUGGAGGAUGCUCCUGCUCUAAAACCACUGGAAGAAGAAGGAAACAUCUCGUCAUCAAGUGCAAGUGCUGCUCUUGCAAACGACAACGACGAAAGCAAGCCAAUCUUGGAAGUAACCACCAGGAAUGGAGAGAAUUAUAGAGUCAAUGACCAUGUCUAUUUGGCAAGCGAACUACCUCAGGAACCCUUCUUGACGGGUCGCAUCAUGGAGUUUGUGCAAGCCAAGGCCUCAAACGCCAUGAUGGUUCGAGUCGGAUGGUUUUAUCGUCCUCGGGACGUUAUAUUCGGUGGAAGAAGAAAGCACUAUGAUGCAAAGUUGCUGGUUGCAAGUCAGCACUCUGACUUGAAUCCUGUCGCCUCCAUUCGCGGAAUAUGCCAAAUACGACAUUUAAAUCAUAUACCCGAUUUGGAAAAGUUCAAGGCUCAGGACGAUUGCUUUUAUUUCCAUCAGCUAUAUGAUCGAUACACACAUAGAUUAUACGAUGUCGUACCCGUCGAAGAGUGCCAACACCUACCUCCAUCUGUACAAGAAAAACUCAUCGACGUACCAUACAUCCUAGUAGAAGCAGGCAAAGCAAACUUCUUCACCGACCGAAGAGCAUGUCAAGCAUGCUCCAAAUGGUGUGAGACAUCCGAUUGCAUACGAUGUGCUCAUUGUGGUGAAUCAUACCACUUGGUCUGUCUCGAAAUGGAACGUAAAUUGCCUAAAGGUUUUGCUUGGCAAUGUCAUAAAUGUCUGAGAGCUGCCAAGCUUGCCAAGAACGGUAGUGUUUCGGGGAAUGCUACAGAUGACACUGUUACGACAGUGACGAGUACAUCUGCUGCUUCGUCAGUGCCGGCGUCACCGGUAUUGAGGAAUGGAUUGUCGAAUCAUCUUGAUACCGCAGAGUAUAUGUUGCCUGCCAAUGGUAUUGAUUCCGCGACGUCAACAUCAUCGACACCCAAGAAACCAGUCACACCAUACAAACAUAUAUGGCCAUUUCAUUAUCUUGGUGAUUAUAGUCGGUUAGAAGCAACUGAUGACGAUGAACAAGACAAAGGCUUUCCAAAAGCUCGAUCGAGAGUUGGUAAAGGAUAUCAAGCUGAAAUACCAACUUUUGGUGACGAGGCUGAAACUGAAGAAGAGACAUCACGUUCAGCACCUCAACGUGGUGGAUAUCGGAGGAAAAAGCAGGCACCAAAGAAGGUCAUGCAAGAUGACGUCGAUUCAACAGUAGAGAGAGGGAUAUCCGAUGUGAGGAUAUUCAUGCCAGACAAGUUACCUUCAGAUGAAUUGGACACAUAUCUACAAGAAGCCGUCAAACUCUUUCCAAAAUCCACAGACCCAGCAUCGCCGGAUGCCAUCCAUCCAAAAUCAAUGGAUGUAGCAGAUCGAGCCCUGGAAGUCCUUCAUCGUAGCAACUGGAUACCCAAGGAUGCACUCAAAAUCAUGUCAAAGUUGACAUUGGCUGAUGUGCGAGUUGCAGAUUGGUCUGAGGAAGAAGUUAAAAAGUUUGAGGAUGGGAUUGUGAAAUAUGGACAUGACUUGCAUUGGAUUCAGAAAGAGGUUUGGACAAAGACCAUGAAGGAGGUGGUGAUUUUUUUCUACAAAUGGAAGAGGUCUGAACGAUAUCGACCAGUGUACUCUCAAUUCUGUGAAAAGUAUCGUCCUGGCAAAGUAUUCAAGGACUUGCAAAGACGAGUACCACCCUCAGAGGUUGAAGAAGAAGACAGAGCAGACGCAUCCAGUGAAGGGUCAAGUGACUUGUCUGAACUCUCUGUAUCCGAUUCAGACGAUGACGACGAGAAAAGGGCAGCACGAAAACUCAGGGAGUGCUCCAACUGCCUCACUCAUAAAUCAAUGAAGUGGAGGGUUCGACAAUUGUAUGGUCGAAGUGAAAUGAUGUGCUCUGAAUGUACAGACUACUGGUUGAAAUAUGCUGGCACUCGUCCUGUGACUGAGACUGUAAAGAAGCAUAAUCGAGAGAAAUAUGCACCAGCACCCAAACCUCUACCGGCCAUAAUAAUCAAACCAAUACAAGCACCCACACCGAAACGAAAACGGGAAGACGAACCUCUACAGCCAGUACAACAGCAACAACAAGCAGCACCGCCAAUGCCAGCUAUACCAAAGAUUACUGUAAAGAAACCUAAACCGCCACCUGCGAAGGUUGAGCCACCUAAACCCAUAUCGCUUGUACCAGAUAGUGUAUUGGAAGAACCAACAGAUCCACCACCAGCUCAGCCAGUGCCAUGUGGUGUAUGUCGAGAAUGGAGCAAUCAUCCAAAUAAUCCUUUGGUGGCUUGUAUAAAGUGUCAUCUUCGAGUUCAUCCUUCAUGCUACGGUAUACCAGACAAUCAUAUAGUCCCAGCAUUACAAAGAUGGGCAUGUUCUCGAUGUAUGAAUAAUGCCAAUCCAGAUUCAUCUCUGAACUAUACAUGUGUCAUGUGCCCAACACAAUUGAAUGCAUUCGAUUGUGCAAUCAAGAAGACGAUUGGAAAGAAUUGGGUGCAUGUUGCUUGUGCUGUCUGGACUCCUGAGGUGCGGUUUUCCAAUUUGGUGGCUAUGGAACCUAUUGAGGGUGUUGGGUUGGUUGAUAGGAGCCGUUGGAAUCAGCCUUGUGUGAUUUGUCAUCAGCAUUAUGGAACAUGCGUGACAUGCUUUGAACCUGGAUGUACAAAGUCGUUUCAUGUAACGUGUGGUCAAAUUGCUGGAUUUGACUUGACGUUUGAAGAGGAACGUCGAGCUGCUAAUGGUGGUACGGCACCUGUUACUAAACGUCAGCUGCAUGCUGAAGUCUAUUGUAAUGAGCAUCGAAGGAAUCCUUACAUUAAUUUCUCACUACCAUCAUCGACGCUACCCACACUACCGUAUAAUGCUAAUGCACCUCCAGAAACUCGCUCGACGAUGCUCAAAGAGUACGUCAUGGCCAAUAAAGGAGGUAAAUCCGAAGGAACACUAGGACAGCGACGUGCUCUGGCAUCCGCAGUUCGAGCGCAAUGUACAUGUCACUUGGUUACUGGACCACAUACCCACAACAACGUGAACAGCAACGGAACAGAACCGUCAACUACAUCGCAGGCCACACCAGCUAUAGAGAGUCUACCACCACCCAUCCCCAUAACGAUGGGAGUAUCAGCACCAGAUCCGGUAGGAGGUAGACGUACAUGUAUUAGAUGUGAGACGGGCAUCAGUCCCAUAUGGUGGAUGGAAGAAGAAGCUCUAAACCCAGGCUCUGAUUUAAUCGAGUAUCGACCUGAUGGACCGAUACCUAGUGGCAAGCGAGUUUGUCAUACUUGCUAUUGGAAGAUACGAGAUGAGCUUGCUCUGAAGGAUGGUGGCAGCAAAAAUAAUAGUAACAACAACAAGAUGAAAAAUAAGAUUGUUAUUGCUAUUGCACCCGUAACGGCAACAUUGACAGCUACAACCGAAAUAGUAACACCAGCACCAGCAGCUACAACACAACCUGAACAGGCUAUUAUGGCAUCCUCAUCUUCAUUGUCAUCAGCUAAUAAUGCUAUGGAAGUAGAACGGUAA
Synchytrium microbalum is the source of this 3528-nucleotide messenger RNA. RefSeq lists its product as uncharacterized. The record is from RefSeq and is a predicted model, not a curated record. The transcript has 17 exons. Gene Ontology annotation, molecular function: chromatin binding; ubiquitin-protein transferase activity. Gene Ontology annotation, cellular component: Lid2 complex. Gene Ontology annotation, biological process: histone catabolic process. NCBI's taxonomy places the organism in Eukaryota, Fungi, Chytridiomycota, Chytridiomycetes, Synchytriales, Synchytriaceae. The coding region runs from base 1 to 3528 and encodes 1175 amino acids.